This is a messenger RNA of Trichechus manatus latirostris (Florida manatee), 2893 nucleotides long. Its product is annotated as H1.2 linker histone, cluster member. The transcript has a single exon. NCBI's taxonomy places the organism in Eukaryota, Metazoa, Chordata, Mammalia, Sirenia, Trichechidae. Gene Ontology annotation, biological process: negative regulation of DNA recombination; chromosome condensation; nucleosome assembly. Bases 41 to 682 code for a protein of 213 amino acids. Gene Ontology annotation, molecular function: double-stranded DNA binding; structural constituent of chromatin; nucleosomal DNA binding. The record is from RefSeq and is a predicted model, not a curated record. Gene Ontology annotation, cellular component: nucleus; euchromatin; nucleosome.
CGACUCGGUGCUACUUGUCCCCGAGUCUUACAUCUUCAUUAUGUCGGAGACUGCUCCAGCUCCCCCUGCUGCCGCCCCCCCGGUGGAGAAGACCCCGGUGAAGAAGAAGGCUGCCAAAAAGCCUGCGGGGGCGCGCCGCAAGGCGUCCGGUCCACCGGUAUCCGAGCUCAUCACCAAAGCGGUGGCCGCCUCCAAGGAGCGCAGCGGUGUGUCCCUGGCCGCGCUCAAGAAGGCGCUGGCAGCCGCUGGCUAUGAUGUGGAGAAGAACAACAGCCGUAUCAAACUGGGUCUCAAGAGCCUAGUGAGCAAGGGUACUCUCGUACAGACUAAGGGUACCGGCGCAUCGGGCUCCUUCAAACUCAACAAGAAAGCAGCUUCUGGGGAAGUCAAGCCUAAAGUCAAGAAGGCUGGAGCCGCCAAAGCGAAGAAGCCCGCCGGGGCAGCCAAGAAGCCCAAGAAGGCGACAGGGGCGGCCACCCCAAAGAAGAGUGCCAAGAAGACCCCGAAGAAGGCUAAGAAGCCAGCGGCUGCUGCUGUGGCCAAAAAAGUGGCCAAGAGUCCAAAGAAGGCCAAAGCUGCUAAGCACAAGAAGGCCGCCAAGAGUGCAGCUAAGGCGGUGAAACCCAAGGCAGCCAAGCCCAAGGUUGCCAAGCCUAAAAAGGCUGCACCCAAGAAGAAGUAGGUUGUUUGCGAAUGCCUGCUUCCAAAACCCAAAAGGCUCUUUUCAGAGCCACCACAGAUUUCAGAAAAAGAGCUUAACAUUUAUUACUCUGCUUGAUAGGGCUCUCUGAGCCCAAGGCACGCUUGCCGGAUGUUGCUAAAUCCUCUUUUACCUUUCUCUUCCCCAGGCUUGUUGGUAGGCUGGGAUGGUGGGGUGAAGAGGACUGAGUGACGGCCAAGACCUUCUCUACGGCUUUUCCCUAUUGCGCUCUUGGUUGGCUUCUUGGUCAGCUGUUCCAAGGCUCGGCUGCUGCUAGUGUACUUGGGAUAUCCGCCAGCCCCGCCCCACGCCAGUGAAAAGGAAAACAACCAGAAUUAACAAGAAAAGCUACUGCUUUAGUCUUAAGGGAAUCCCGAUUGGACUGAAAAAUCAUUCAAAAGUCCCGCUCUGCGCACGGGUUGGCCCACAACUCUAGCCCCUGAUUUUAAUCCUGAAUUUAAUUGGAUAAUAGGCCUCCUGUCCAGUCUGUUUUGCUUCAUUUAGGUUUAGAGUCUACGCUUUGCAUUUGUUUCAGAAAUGUGUCAGGUAUUUCCAUGUUCUUGAAAGUCUAGACGGUGUCUCCCUGGGGCAUUGGUAACAUCUAACCCUAGGAAGAGUGGGUGGAGGCGCCUUUGUUUUGCCAAACCAAAAACCUCUGCGGUCGAGUCGAUUCCGACUCAGCGAUUCUGUAGGACAGGGAUUUCCAAGCUUCAUAGGAUUUCCAAGGCUGUAAUCUUUACGGAAGCUGACUGCCACGUAUUCUCGGGUGGAGCGGCUGGUGAGUUCGAACCAACCGCCGUUUCUGUUAGCAGCCGAGCACUUAAACGAUGUGCUCAAGGGCUCUUGCAUUUCUCUGCUAAUUCUCCUUUGUGGUAGCAACAAAGGAUUAAAAUAGCAGCUACGGCAGCAGCAACCUUCCACCAGGGCGAGGCUGGACUCUUGAUCUUUCUGUUCCUGGUAUCGUGCAGCUUUUGCCAUAGUGUAGUGGAUUUGUUUGUAUCAAAAACAGAACUUUUAAGCGGCCAUUUUGUCGUGUCAGGCUGGUCUCCGAUCCACACUUUAAAUACAGGCUUCAAUAUCUGAAAAUUGAGGUUGCUUUAAGAGCAUUUUUGUGCAGUCCAAAUGUUUCAACGCCUAAGUUAUUGGUUAACUAUUGAAAACGUAUGCAUGGGCAGAGGGAUGUCUGAUAAAGGCCUUUAGUUUUCGUUAGCAAGGCUGUGGAUUCUUUUCAUAUACACGACUUUUCUCCUAGAUAAGGAAAGUGUAGUUCUGCUUUUUAUUCUGGUGGACACGCAUUUUCUUGAGACCCAAUGUCUGGGGACAGGGGGUCUGGAGACCUGAAACUCAGUUCUUUACCCAUUGCCCCAACGACGAAUCUAGUGUGCGUUAAUUCCCCCAUUAUAGCGGUGGUUCUGACCUUGGAGUUUACCUAACCACCCACUGCACAUGAAUUCAGACAUUUUAAUACUUUUUUAAAAUCAUAAAUAAGAAAUACCUCUUUAUUGUCACAAUACUUUUAAAAAAACUCUUAUGCUUUCUUUUAGUAAUUUUGUGUUAUUAAUUUUACAUUUAAAGUAACAGUUUUCUGUAUUUUAGUGUAAAGUUUAAUAUACGGAUCCAUCACCCCCGCCCCCGAUCAUUUAUAAAUUCUUCUAUCUCUGCCACCACCCCUUCCCCAUUUGAGAUGCCACCUUUCUCACAGGCUAAAUUCCAUGGACAGGUAGACUGAGUCUCAGGUCUCUAUUCUGUUCCUUUGGUUUCUCUGGCCAUUCCUAAAGUGUGACUACCCUGUUUUAAGUACUGUUUACAGUGUUACCUUCAUUGCUGAGAAUACAUGACUUGUAGUAGCUACUCAAAUAAUGAUGGAAUAACAGACGUUAUAAUAUGUUUUCAAUAGUUGAUAAGAUCAGUCACCUCUCAUUGCUAUUUUUCAGAGUUUUCCUUGUUAUUCUAUUUAUUGUUUAUUAAUUUUAUUUUUCCAUAUGUACUUUAUGUUGCCUUCACUUCUUACCCCCAUCAUACAUAAAAACCCUCAAUACUCUAGUUUUGUUGGAAUUAUGUUAAAUUUAUAAAUUAAUUUGGGGAAAACCAACACAUUUAUGAUGCUGAUUUUCCUAUUCAAGAACAUUUUAUAUUUUCCCAUUUGUUCAUGUAUUUUUGUAUUUGUUAGGAGAGUUUUAAAUUUUCUCAAAU